Messenger RNA from Oreochromis niloticus (Nile tilapia), 1274 nucleotides. RefSeq names its product butyrophilin-like protein 8. Gene Ontology annotation, biological process: T cell costimulation; cellular response to lipopolysaccharide; cell surface receptor signaling pathway. The transcript has 3 exons. NCBI's taxonomy places the organism in Eukaryota, Metazoa, Chordata, Actinopteri, Cichliformes, Cichlidae. The coding region runs from base 171 to 689 and encodes 172 amino acids. Gene Ontology annotation, cellular component: external side of plasma membrane. The record is from RefSeq and is a predicted model, not a curated record.
GAACAAACAUGAUAUAAAAAUGAUAUAAUUCCCACAUUCUCCUCUCAGCUCAGCAGCCAGAGGUGGUGGAGGUGCCACAGGGGGAGAAGUCUGUCGUGCUGCCCUUUAAGACCACAGCUGACCUUCCUGAGAACGUCACAGUGGAGUGGACACUCACUGAACCCAAACAAAUGAAGGUCCACGUGUAUGAGAGUGGAAAUAAUCAGCCUGUCAAACAGGACCAGGGUUACAGAGGUCGCACAGAGAUGGAUGAAGAUCCACUGAGAACUGGAGACUUCAGUCUGACUCUGAAAGACCUCCACCUCACUGACAGUGGAGUCUACACCUGCACCGUCUACAACAAGGAUGGACACAAGCUGCUACAGAAAUCAGUGAUACUCAGUGUCAGAGUCAACAAAGUAGAGGCAGUGGAGGUGCCAGAGGGGGAGGGGUCUGUCCUGCUGCCCUUCUUCAGGCUGUCACAGUGGAGUGGACACAACAACAUGAAGGUCCACGUGUAUGAGAGUGGAAAACAUCAGCUGGGUAAACAAGACCAGGGUCACAGAGGUCGCACAGAGAUGGAUGAAGAUCCCCUGAGAACUAAAGACCUCAGUCUGACCCUGAAAGACCUCCACCCUACUGACAGUGGAGUCUACACCUGCACCGUCUACAACAAGGAUGGACACAUGCUGCUACAGAAAUCAAUGUGACUCAGUGUCAGAGGGACAUGAACCAAGAACAGGAACGUCUGACUGCUGAAGAAACAGUCUGAGGAGGAGGAGGAGCUGGUGAUGAAGAGCAGCCUGUGUGUAUAUACAGGAUGAAGUAUUUAGUGUGUAUUAAGAUGAAGAUGCAGCUUUGCUUUAGCCUUCCUCUGCUAACAGCUAACAGCUAACUAACCUCAGCCAGAUGUUCUGCUGCUGUUUCUCUAACAUUAGAAGUUUACAAUGAUGAUGACCCCGAGUGUGUUUCUGCUGUUCUGAUGGAUCCACAGAGCGUCCUGACUCUGUGUCACAUGUUAGCUUCAUGUGGGUCAAAGGUCAAAGCUGCUGACUGUCAGGAAGCUUCAGAGAAGAUCAGACAAACAGAUGAAACACCCUCUCUGAACUCAGAGCUCCAAUCAGAGCAGGAAGGACCUGUGAUGGAAGCCCUGAGGCCACACCCACACUUCCUGUCAGUGCCUGUGAUUGACAGCUGCCUCCAUCAGUAUCAUAUAUAUCCAUAUAAUCACCCUGACGCUAUGAUGUUGUGAUGUUGGUUCUGUAUGAACCACAUUAAAUGUUUUUACUUAUUAA